AUGCGUGAGAGUGAGAAACAACUCCGAGCGAUCUCUGCGGUCCUUGAUGCAUUCCGUGGCACCCUCGAAGACAUCAACGCGUCGGUCAAGGAACUACAAUCUCAGAACACUAUAUCUAGUACCGGGAACUCCGCCGGUGGCGACUUUGUCGCCAACCUGCACGCCAUGGCCAGGGCUCUGAAUGCCGCGCAGUCCAAUGAGCAAGAGCUGGAAAACCUUCGUGCCGAAAAUACCACGCUCAAGGCGAAGUGGGAUAUUAUCCAGUCAGCCAUUACGACUGCAGCGGGAAGCGAACCGCCGAGCUCUUCUUCGACGGCGUUGCAUGGCAAUAGUCUGGGGAAGCGCAAGCGCGCCAGCAACGUCAGUAGAACUGGCUCUACUGGUCGCUCAAACCCUACAUCACAGCCAAAGCCCUUUUGGCUGAGGAAUUCAUCGUCCUCCGCACAGGUCCCAACCCCCCAAUCAAGCACACAUUCAGACUUCCAAUCCCAAGACACCUCCAAUAGUUCACGUAACGCCACGCCUGAUGAUGCACACGACGAACCCAACCUGCCAUGCUCUCCGCAGAACAGCAAGAAGUCCAAGGCAUCGGUAGCGCCACGCUUACACCAACCGGAGAAGCAGCAGCAGGUUGCAGUGUCUGAUGAGCAUUCGAAGGGACUCAGUCCUGCUGAGCGUUUUGCCCUGGGCGAUGUAUCUUUCGAUGAUUCCCUUACAAGCGCCGGUGCUUCGGAUGGUGAAGAACAACGGGGCAGUUCAAACUCAGUCCCAAUGAUGGAUCCAUCACAGUCACCAUCAGCGCAAGAUGAUCAACCUUCGAACCUUGCGGAUGAUGGAAUGCAGGCUGCCGAGAAUGAGUCCCAGCCAUAUGCCGAUAACGAUGCUACGAAUCCAAAAGACGGCGCGCAGUUGAGCGGCAUUGGUGAUGAGCCAGCAAUGGACGUCAGCCCGACCGAGACGACCGCCAACCGCUUCUCAAUGGGCGAGAGCGUCGAGUUUAGCGGUGAUGACGAGGGUCAGGGAGUAGACCAGUAUGAGGACCUAAGCUCAUCAGAAGCUCGUCAAAGCUCUCCUGUGGACGUGAAUAAAGACAAACAGACGCAAGCAAGCGACACCUCUACUCCAGACGACGCUUCGGUCCAGUCGGCACCGGCCAAACGAACUCGCAGCAAGACUCAGGCUGUUUCCACCGCUUCUGCGCGUAGAAAGACGAUCGAGUUUGCUGUCGUCUCUUUCAAGGAUAGACGAAGCGUUGCGCCCGAGCCACCAGCGUCACGGAGGAUCCUGCCGCGCCGGAUAAGCUCAGAUCAAACGGGCCAAUUCGAACACGCGACGCCAGAAACGGUCGAGGCUGAACUAAUAGAGCUAGAGAAGCCCAAAGGACCGCGACAGUACAAGACCUAUGUCCAGACAGGCACGAAGCUUCUGAACAUUGAGUUGAAAGAGCUCGGACUGGAGGAAUGGAUCGACAGGGACAAGACGGGGCCUGAAUACAAGCGGCUUGUCGAGGAGGCCAGAGAGCGCAAGCGGCAACAGACCAAAUUGGCCGCACUCGCUAGUCGGGGGGUGUCUGUUCCAGGAACGGAUAUGGAUGAGGCAUUGCGACUAUCUACGCCCUCCUUGGAAGAGGCAUUGCAACAAGCGCAGGCUUUGGCUGAUGCGACCAAUGGGGGACUUCCGAUUACCGUCAAAGGCCCAGCAAAGACAACAGAACCAGCUCGACAGGCGGUCAGUGUUGGUCCUAUCAGCAAGCGUAGAAAGUCCAAAGCCCAUCGUCAGGAAGAGAUUCGCAAAAGAGAUGAGCUGGCAAAGGCAGCCAUGGAGAUGGCAGACUAG
Molecule: messenger RNA, 1836 nt
Organism: Cladophialophora yegresii CBS 114405
Lineage: Eukaryota; Fungi; Ascomycota; Eurotiomycetes; Chaetothyriales; Herpotrichiellaceae
Exons: 1
Coding region: 1-1836 (611 amino acids)
Source: RefSeq, a predicted model, not a curated record